Molecule: messenger RNA, 2499 nt
Organism: Perognathus longimembris pacificus (Pacific pocket mouse)
Lineage: Eukaryota; Metazoa; Chordata; Mammalia; Rodentia; Heteromyidae
Gene: Ptcd1
Product: pentatricopeptide repeat domain 1
Exons: 9
Coding region: 98-2197 (699 amino acids)
Biological process (GO): tRNA 3'-end processing
Cellular component (GO): mitochondrial matrix
Molecular function (GO): protein binding; tRNA binding
Source: RefSeq, a predicted model, not a curated record
CGGCGACUGCCCCGGGACGCGGCGGGGACCGCGCGGGGACCUGCGCGGCGUUCCAGGCUCCCGGCCGUUCGGGCCCACAUGGGACAGGAAGCCAGAAAUGGAUCUUAUGAGACUUGCCCGGCUCUUCCCUGGCUCUCGUCCUGUGGCACUGCCCAUCCUCCAGUACCUCGGCCCUCGUGGUGGAGUCUGGUGGGCAGGAGGCAAGGAGGAGUUGGCAUGGUGGAGGAUCCUGCAGCCAGCACGGCCAGUGUCAGCAGCCUUCAGCAGCUCCCUGUUCUGGGUGGCCCUGGGACAGGGGAGCCAGAGGAACAUGAGCAGCCAACAUGGUGUCCCCAGCCAGCCCACACCCCCAACCCCUCAGGAAGAAGAGGAUGAAGGAAGCUUUGGAACUCUCUCUAACAAAUACUCCUCCCGGAGAAUAUUCCAAAAGUCCACAGCUGAGUUGUAUAACUUGCGGCUCAGAGAACAGAGAGUGGAGGAAGAUGAGGAAGGGGAGACAGAGCACAAAGCAUGGCAGGGCCGGAGGAACACCCCGUAUUGGUACUUCCUCCAGUGCAAACGCCUGAUCAAGGAAGGGAAGCUUGCCAAGGCUCUGGACCUGUUUGAGAGGCAGAUGCUGAAGGAGGAGAGACUGCAGCCGCUAGAGUACAACUACACAGUGCUGAUUGGUGGCUGUGGACGUGUUGGCUACUUGAAGAAGGCCUUCAGGCUCUACAAUGAUAUGAAGAAGAGGCAGCUGGAGCCUUCGGAUGCCACUUACACGGCCUUGUUCAAUGUCUGUGCGGAGUCCCCAUGGAAGGACUCAGCCCUGCAGAGUGCCCUGAAGCUCCGACAGCAGCUGCAGGCCAGAAACUUCCAGCUCAACCUUAAAACCUACCAUGCCCUGCUGAAGGUAGCUGCCAGGUGUGCGGACCUCAGACUGUGCCUCGAUGUAUUCAAGGAAAUUGUCCACAAGGGCCACGUGGUCACCGAGGAGACCUUCAGUUUCCUGCUCAUGGGCUGCAUCCAGGACAAGAGGACAGGCUUCCGACACGCCCUGCAGGUGUGGAGGCAGAUGCUGAGUCUGGGGCUCAAGCCAAACCGGUAUGGCUACAACUUACUCUUGGGGGCAGCUCGAGACUGCGGCCUGGGGGACCCCGAGGUGGCCUCCAGGCUGCUUCUGAGGCCCCAGGAAGACACGGCUCUGCUUCAGCCACCAGGAGGCCGGCGGCGGAGAGGAAGGAAGGGCCCAUCCAAAUUAGAUGAUGGUAUGGCAGCCCGACUCCACGUUGAGGCCCUGGAAAAGCAGCUGUUUCUGGAAGCUUCUCAGGCACUAGAGGGGUCUCUAGAGCCUUGGGAUGCCAGGAUACCUAGCAGAGCCCAGCCUGAGAUGGAUAUGGAGGCACAGGCUGACCACCCAGCAGUCCUUGCCCCACUGGCCCUGAGGCCUCCUCCCUUGGAGCUAGAGGUCAACCUCCUGAGUCUCAGGACUGUCUCCCCAACCGUGCUCUCCUUUGGGACCGUGGCCACCCCUGCUGACAGGCUGGCCUUAAUGGGAGGCCUAGAAGGCUUCCUGGGCAAGAUGGCAGAGCAUGGGCUCCAGCCAGACAUCAAAACCUUCACACUGCUGGCAGAGGUGGUGGAGCCCGGGAGCCCUGCGGAGGCCUCGCUGCUGACCGCAAUGGACACACACUGUGUGGAGGCCGAUGUGACAUUCUUCAACACACUGAUGAGGAAGAAGAGCAAGUGUGGAGAUCUGGAGGGGGCUAAGGCUCUGCUGCCAGUCCUGGCAAAGCGAGGAAUUGUCCCUGAUCUGCGGACAUUCUGCAACCUGGCCAUCGGGUGCCGCCAGCGCAAGGAUGGUCUGCAGCUGCUCGCAGACAUAAAGAAAUCCCAAGUGACGCCCAACACGCACAUCUACAGCACCCUCAUCAAUGCAGCCAUCAAGAAGCUGGACUACACCUACCUCAUUGAGAUUCUGAAGGACAUGCGGCACAGCAGUGUCCCCGUGAAUGAAGUGGUCAUCCGCCAGCUGGAGUUCGCAGCCCAGUACCCCCCCACCUUUGACCAAUACAAAGAAAAGAACACCUACUUGGAGAAGAUCAAUGGCUUCAGAGCUUACUAUAAGCAUUGGUUGAAAGUGAUGCCAGCAGAAGAGGCCCCCCACCCCUGGCAGGAGUUCCGAACCAAUCCCCAGAGGGACCAAGACACAAGCUAGGACACUGGUGUGGACAGAGGUGAUGAGAGGCACUCUCACUGUCCAGUGGAGCCCCAGGAGUCCCCUCCACCAAAGUCAAGUGAGGCACUGUGCUGGUGUGAGGACACGUCUGGGGCCUACAGUGUCCACAUGACAGCAGGGAAGGAGCAGGUCUAGCCAACCCUGCUCAGGUCAGCCAGGCCUGCCUGGUUGUCAUCCUCACUGAGGAAGCACACUUACUCAAGGUCGCCUAGCACCUAGCAAGGGGGGGCAGGACACACGUCUAUCAGCCUCCACAAAGAACCAACCCAGGUCUAAGAGAU